Heterobasidion irregulare TC 32-1 is the source of this 894-nucleotide messenger RNA. RefSeq lists its product as uncharacterized. The transcript has 8 exons. Gene Ontology annotation, molecular function: RNA binding; translation elongation factor activity; ribosome binding. NCBI's taxonomy places the organism in Eukaryota, Fungi, Basidiomycota, Agaricomycetes, Russulales, Bondarzewiaceae. The record is from RefSeq and is a predicted model, not a curated record. Gene Ontology annotation, biological process: positive regulation of translational elongation; positive regulation of translational termination. The coding region runs from base 62 to 547 and encodes 161 amino acids.
AUCUUUUCACCUCCUCACCUCUCGUCGUCCUCCCUCAAAAUCCACCAUCUAGAUUGCCAUCAUGUCUGACGACGAGCAGCACAACCAGACCUUUGAGCAGGCGAGUGCUGGCGCCUCUGCCACCUUCCCUAUGCAAUGCUCGGCUCUCCGCAAGAACGGUCAUGUCGUUAUCAAGGGUCGCCCCUGCAAGAUCGUCGAGAUGUCGACCUCCAAAACUGGCAAGCACGGUCACGCCAAGGUCCAUCUUGUCGCCAUCGACAUUUUCACUGGCAAAAAAUUGGAGGAUAUCUGUCCCUCCACCCACAACAUGGAUGUCCCUAACGUCACGCGUAACGAAUAUCAGCUCGUCAACAUCGAUGAUGGUUUCCUCAACUUGAUGACACAGGACGGUGCUGCCAAGGACGAUGUCCGCGUCCCCGAAGGUGACCUUGGCAAACAGAUUCAAGCCGACUUCGAUGACGGUAAGGAUCUCUUGGUUACCAUUGUUUCGGCCAUGGGAGAAGAGCAGGCUAUCACGGUCAAAGAGGCUCCCAAGGGAGGCAACUGAUUUUGGUCCUCUCCGUCGUGCAUCUGCGUCUAUUUUCUCCCCUUCUCUCAUCUGUGCAUUCGCCCGUCUUACACGUCUACCAUCCUUACGGAUGUCAUCCCUUGUGCAUGUACUCUUUCAAAGCUCGAGUUGGCUUGAUCCCAUGUACUGCAUUAGUUCUCUCGUUUGGAGUGUCAAGUUGUCUGUCGCAGUGAUUCAGGUAGCAGUGGUAUAUUUUUUGACUGUGAAGUAGUAGUGGUAUCCAUAGACCAACCAUCAGUGGUGGUUUUGAUGUAGCUUGAAUGUUGAUGGUAUCAUCGAGAGCAUCGAGAGUCCAAUGAUAGCGAGUUGAAAGCGAGUAACAAGAU